This is a messenger RNA of Acanthopagrus latus (yellowfin seabream), 3022 nucleotides long. Its product is annotated as matrix remodeling-associated protein 8-like. The record is from RefSeq and is a predicted model, not a curated record. Gene Ontology annotation, cellular component: membrane; cell surface. Gene Ontology annotation, biological process: establishment of glial blood-brain barrier; cell adhesion. NCBI's taxonomy places the organism in Eukaryota, Metazoa, Chordata, Actinopteri, Spariformes, Sparidae. The transcript is spliced from 10 exons. The coding region runs from base 545 to 1660 and encodes 371 amino acids.
GAAGUCAGCGUAUCCGCACUCAGUGCCCGGUCUAACUCAGGCACCCACUUUAGCUCAGCAGCUUAGUAUUAUUUACAGUUACUCUGCUGAUAUACUGCUCCCCAUUUGUUUGGAGUAAAGUGGGAGUUUGGUAAUUCUUACAUAAUGCACCUUUAAAGGUUCCAGCUUUUUUAAAAGGGUGUAAUUAGCUAAAUCAGUUUGGGAUGUCUGGACUUCAGGAGACUUAGAUUACAUCAUACAAACUGGUGCCAUUUCAUCUGGGUUUUCUUUCUUUCUUUCUUUCUUUUAAACAAUUGCCCAGUUACUUCUGUUGUUUAGGAGAAAGCUGCAACACUGUUUUGCUGUGAAACUCCAGAAAUGUUUUGUGGACUACAGAACCUCACCCAAUUUUUCAUCAGCAUGGGUGUGAGCAGUUCUUGCUGUGCUCCUCCUGCCAGAAGCAUGGGGUCAGGGCAGCAGCAGCAGGCCUGGUGUGGUGGUGGAGGCCAAGAACAUCACCCUCCCCGCAGGCUCUAAGGCGGUUCUGCCCUGCCACAGCCCCCGAAUGGUGUGGACCCGUGACGGACUGAAAGACCGUCAGAGGGUGGUGCACUGGGACCUGUUUCGCAACAGCCCAGAGUAUUCUGUGGAGCGAAUCCUGGACAUGUCCCCCGGCGCUCGCCAGAGGGUCUACAAUGGCUUCAACAAAGGACGCGUUUCUGUCCCAGAGUCUGCGUUCAAUGACGGCAACUUCUCCCUCGUCAUCAACAAUGUGGUCUCAACUGACAAAGGAGUUUAUACAUGUAAUCUGCACCAUCACUACUGCCAGAUUCACCAGUCCAUUCAAAUCCAGCUCAAUGUCACCAAGUCAGCAAAGAAAGAGAAACGUUACUGGGAUGGAGAGAAGACAGUGUUAGUGGUCUUACUGGGCAGCUCGGUGGCACUCCCCUGUGUGAACCGACGCCCCCUGUGGAGAGAGGGCCUCCAGGAGGACCAGCAGCAGGUGGCUCACUGGGACUUCCAGCCCCCUGGAGUGCGACCUGACAAGGCCGACCGCCUGGUGGACCUCUACGCCUCCGGAGAGCGGCGGGAUUACGGACCACUCUUUGCCAGCAAGAUGAGCGUGGAGGAGGACGCCUUCACCGUAGGGGACUUCUCACUGACCAUUUCUGACUUGAGGCCCGUUGAUAAGGGCCUGUACUCCUGCCACCUGCAUCACCACUAUUGCGGGCUUCAGGAAAGGCGCAUCUUCAGGCUCACUGUGGGACCUCCACUUCCCUCUGCUCCCACUACAGCACCCGAAAUAUUGCCACAUGAUGAGCCAGAGCCAAGGACUGAAGAGGUGGAGACCCCGCAUGUGGUGACUGUCAUCCUUCCUGAGCACCGAGGUUAUUUUGUGCAGCAUCUGGGCUACUUCCUGGCAACUUUCUUACUGCUGGCGUUCAUCGCCGUCGCUGUCAUCGUGCUGACCCGACGACGCAAAAAGAGAGGGCAGGAGUAUGAGCUGCGUAGAUCGGAUCGAGGGAAUGUGAUAAGUGGAGGAGAAAUGUCAUUAGACUGCACAGAGCUCAAGACCUGUAACCAGGAGCCCUUGAAUUCAGACUACAAAAACAACCUACUGAAAGAGAGAGGAAUGGCCAAAGACUGCAAUAUGGACUUUGAUGGGAAGCUGUGGAAGUGAGUGCAAUAUUUCUGAGACGCUGCUGGCAGGUUCCAGGGCAAACACCGGAAGAGUAAAGGACCCAGGAGAGGACAGGAGGAAUGCUCCCUCUGCUGUAACUCUAGCACACUAAGCUUUUUCACCAUAAGUUGUUUUUUUUACUCAUUAUUGUUUAUAUUACUUGCAUUUUCACCAGCUGUUGGAGCAUUAUAUGGUUACACAUAUAUUUUGACCCUUACUCCUUGCAUUCAUUGGUUGAUUUAUAUUGAAUAUUAGGCAUUUUUUUAUCAUCCUUUUUUUAAGAGAAAUGCAUGUUGUUUAUAAAAGUAUGUUUCAUGUGUACUUUGCAUGCUUACAGAGAAGCUCACGGCUCCUUUCUACUCUUGAAAUCUGAUCAUUUUCUCCCUCAUGGCGCAAAUUCUGCUGUACUGUUAUUUUAUAAAAGUGUUUCAUUGUGUUUCAAAGGUAAAUUUAUUGUAUGUAGACAGUUUCAGACAGUCUUUGAAAACAAGUGCCAAAAAAUUUCUAGCUUUAGAUCGUGAUACAUUUUAAACAGAUCAUGGUACUUUCCUACAACGAUGAACAAAAUCACACUUUUUGCCCAGAUUUGUAUGUGUUUUAGGUAUACAGACUGCCUCUGAAUAAUGUUUUUUUUUUUUUACCCAGAUUAACAUAUACAGUGGGAAUAGAUCUUGGUAUAGAUUAUUUAUCAGGUGACAAAUAAUGAAAUUGUAAGACCAUGGACUAAAGGCUCAGUCUGCUGAAUCUCAGGAAGAAAAAAAAUCUUUAAGCCAUUUUUUUUUUUUUUAAAUGUGCAGUACUUGUUUGCAUCAAGCAUGUACAAUGUACCAUCGUUUAUAUUACACUGAACUGCCAUUUCUAAAUCUGCUGGUCAAUGCUCACUGCAGGUAGAAGAGCAUCUACUGUCUCAGUAAUGCUAAAUUACAAACUGUAAUGACCCCGUUUUGUUUUUUUUGUUUUUUUUCUCUUUGUCUCUUGCUCACUUGUGCAAACUCUAAUGGGAAAUAUUUGUUUUAUUAAAGAUUCGCAACAGUGGCCACAGACUCAUCAAUCACUAUCUGUUCAUUUGUUUUUUUGGAUGCAAAGGGAGCUAUGAUAUGACCCCAUCAUGAAUCAGUAGAGGGAUUACACGUAUGAGUGAAGGAACAUCUGAACUAAAUAAUGAAUUGUUUUAACUCGUAGAGAGACAAGGGAUGACGAGGCACUGCAGGCUCUGCUUUAAGAAUUAACAAUGUGUUCUUAUCUAAUAAAGGUGCAUUUCAUCAUGCAAUGUUGUAACCAGCUGUUCAGCCCAGGGCUUCCACCUAUUUUUACUCCUGGGUUGAUAAUACACAUCCAGUGAUAAUAAAGCAGUAAAAAUCA